AUGGGAAAGAGAAAGUCGUCGGCGAAACCCGUGAAGAAGGUCAAGCAAACGUUGGACACGACAUUCAACUGUUUGUUUUGCAACCAUGAAAAGUCCAUCAUUUGCACUUUAGACAAGAAGAACUCAUUGGGUCUUUUACACUGCAAGAUUUGUGGUCAGUCGUUCCAAACCGCCAUCAACUCGUUGAGUCAGCCGGUCGACAUAUAUUCCGACUGGAUCGACGCGUGCGAGGACUUGGAAGAAGAAGAGGGCGAUUCUGGCGUAGUAGAUGGUGGAGAAGAGGAUCAUGGGAAGGAAGAAUACAGUGAUGAUGAUUAUGAUUAA
Messenger RNA from Lizanozyma spartinae, 324 nucleotides. RefSeq lists its product as uncharacterized. Lineage: Eukaryota; Fungi; Ascomycota; Pichiomycetes; Serinales; Debaryomycetaceae. Gene Ontology annotation, biological process: transcription elongation by RNA polymerase II. Gene Ontology annotation, cellular component: transcription elongation factor complex. The transcript has a single exon. Gene Ontology annotation, molecular function: RNA polymerase II complex binding. The record is from RefSeq and is a predicted model, not a curated record. The coding region runs from base 1 to 324 and encodes 107 amino acids.